GAAUACACUGGGUUUGUUGUUGUUGUUGUUGUCUAAAAGUCUAAAACAAAUUCAUCAUGUGAAAAACGAGCUUACAUUUUAUUUUUAGUCCCUCACUUGGGUCCCCCCUUAUUACACCCCACAAGUACCCUUCCUCUCUUGCCUCAAUUAUUCAAUUUAGAAACCACUCUAUUAGGAAGUCUUUGUCUUCUCGUGGGAUGAAAAGUAAAAACUUUAUGGUAAUAGUAGCUAACUUUGUUGUACCAAUUACAAGUAAGAACACUAGCAAAAGAGAGAGGGAGAAAACUCACAGAUCAUUCUUGUUUGCAAUUUACUCAGCAUUCAACAGGUUUCAGAAAUGGAGAUUGGCUUAGCAGUUGGUGGUGCAUUUCUGUCUUCAGCUUUGAAUGUUCUCUUUGAUAGGCUUGCUCCUCAUGGUGAUCUGCUCAAUAUGUUUCAGAAGAAUAAGAAUGAUGUUCGACUCUUAAAGAAGCUGAAAAUGACUUUGGUUGGCCUUCAGGUUGUGUUAAGUGAUGCAGAGAAUAAACAGGCAUCAAAUCAACACGUGAGCCAGUGGUUUAAUGAACUUCGAGGUGCUGUGGAUGGCGCUGAAAACUUAAUGGAACUAGUCAAUUAUGAGGCUUUGAGGCUUAAGGUGGAAGGUCGGCAUCAAAAUCUUGCAGAAACAAGCAACCAGCAAGUAAGUGACCUCAAACUGAACUUGAGUGAUGAUUAUUUUCUCAACAUAAAGGAGAAGUUGGAAGAAACCAUUGAAACAUUGGAGGAUUUGCAAAAGCAAAUCGGUGACCUCGGCUUACAGAAGCAUUUAGAUUUGGGUAAGAAACUAGAAACUAGAACACCUUCAACUUCUUUGGUCGAUGAAUCUAAAAUCCUUGGUAGAAUGAUUGAAAAAGAGCGAUUGAUUGACCGUUUAUUGUCAAGUGAUUCAAAUGGAGAAAAUCUGACUGUUGUCCCUAUUGUUGGAAUGGGGGGCGUGGGCAAGACAACACUUGCUAAAAUUGUUUACAACGAUCAGAAGGUGAAAGAUCAUUUUGGCUUAAAAGCUUGGUUUUGUGUUUCUGAGGCAUAUGAUGCUUUCAGAAUAACAAAAGGGUUACUACAAGAAGUUGGAUCAUUUGACUUAAAGGAUGACAACAAUCUUAAUCAGCUACAGGUAAAAUUGAAGGAAAGCCUAAAGGGAAAAAGAUUUCUUGUUGUCCUUGAUGACGUGUGGAAUGAUGACUCUAAUGAGUGGGAUGACUUGCGAAAUCUUUUUGUAGAAGGAGCUAUGGGAAGUAAGAUCAUUGUAACUACACGUAAGGAGAAUGUUGCCGGGAUGAUGGAUAGUGGGGCAAUCAACGUGGGGACUCUGUCUGAUGAAGCCUCUUGGGCUUUAUUCAAACAGCAUUCAUUAAAAAACAGGGAU
Molecule: messenger RNA, 1405 nt
Organism: Capsicum annuum
Lineage: Eukaryota; Viridiplantae; Streptophyta; Magnoliopsida; Solanales; Solanaceae
Product: putative disease resistance RPP13-like protein 1
Exons: 2
Biological process (GO): defense response to other organism
Molecular function (GO): ADP binding
Source: RefSeq, a predicted model, not a curated record